Molecule: messenger RNA, 1251 nt
Organism: Leptosomus discolor (cuckoo roller)
Lineage: Eukaryota; Metazoa; Chordata; Aves; Leptosomiformes; Leptosomidae
Source: RefSeq, a predicted model, not a curated record
AUGCCAUAUAAUAAGAAGACCGCUGGAAAAAGAGCUCCUGCAAAAAGGAAACUUGCUGAAGUGUUUGCUCUGGGGGAGGUUCUAGCAGAUACAUCAAGAAAAGAAUGGAAAUUAGGUGACCCUGUAGGGCAAGGAGGCUUUGGACGCCUGUACCUUGCUGAUGUUAAUUCUUCAAAGCCAGUCGGCAGUGAUGCGCCUUAUGUUGCAAAAGUGGAACCCAGCCAGAAUGGACCUCUUUUUACUGAGUUAAAGUUCUACAUGCGAGCUGCUAAGCCAGAUGAAAUUCAGAAAUGGACUAAGUCCCAUAAACUGAAAUAUUUAGGUGUACCAAGAUACUGGGGUUCUGGCUUGCAUGAAAAAAAUGGAAACAGUUAUCGAUUUAUGAUAAUGGACCGAUUUGGCAGGGAUCUUCAGAAGAUAUAUGAGGAGAAUGCAAAGCGAUUUUCCCACAAAACUGUACUACAAUUAGGCCUGAGAAUACUUGAUAUUCUGGAAUAUGUCCAUGAGCAUGAAUACGUGCAUGGAGACGUCAAGGCCUCAAACCUUCUUCUGAGUUACAAGAACCCUAAUCAGGUGUACUUGGUGGAUUAUGGACUUGCCUACCGAUACUGUCCUGACGGAGUUCACAAAGUAUAUAAAGAAGAUCCUAAAAGGUGUCAUGAUGGAACUAUUGAAUAUACCAGUAUUGAUGCACACAAGGGUGUGGCGCCAUCGAGACGUGGUGAUCUGGAGAUCUUGGGUUACUGUAUGAUUCAUUGGCUUAGUGGCCAUCUACCAUGGGAGGAUAAUUUGAAAGAUCCAAAUUUUGUCAGAGACUCAAAAAUCAGAUGUAGAGAUAAUAUUUCCGUUUUGAUGGACAAAUGCUUUCCUGGGAAAAAUAAACCAGAUGAAAUAGCCAAAUAUAUGGAAAAGGUGAAGCUGCUGAACUAUGAAGAGAAACCUGUUUAUCAGCACUUCCGAGAAAUACUUCUGCAAGGUCUUAAGGCCAUUGGGCAAAAAGAUGAUGGAGUACUUGACUUUGGCUCGUCAGAGAAUGGAGACUUGCAAACAGAACCCAUGCGAAAGAAAAAAAGAAAGGCAGCAGCUGCAGCCAGUGAGAGCACUGAAGCAGAAAUGGAAGAUACCGGAAGUCCAGAAAAAAAGAAACCUACUUCUAGUAAGUCAAAAGAUUAUGUCGCUACCAGAACCCGGAAGAUGGCCUCACCAAAACCCAAGAAAGGCACAGCAACCAGAAAGAGAGUCCAGAAGUAA